GAUGCGCGCACCCGCGGUCUCGAUCUUGGCGCGUUUUUUUUUCUCCACUAUCACGAACGCGCAUUGUGCUCUGGAUCUCGCGAGAAAUCCAGCGGUUUCACUAUCGUGUUUACACUAAUUAAACCCAUUACCCCGAUAAUCCGAACCGAGCCGAUCCGGAUUAAGUCGGGCUGGUGGUUCCGGAGCGGAUCCGAUCCCUUUCCGCAGAAAAUCACCUUAGCCCCCCCACACCCCCACACUAGUCGCCCUAUUUGACGUAAAAUAUAUUUUUUUCGUUAUUUUGUGACGUAAAAAAUCGCUGUUUCCAGUUGGACAGAUUUAAUCCCCUGGGGUGGGGGGGCCACCCGGUGUCCUCCUCCCCACCCCCCCAUGACCGGGGACCCCGCGCUAGUCAGGUGUGGCGCGGGGCUCCGCGCGUAGGAAAGGUCGGGGAUUUACGGCCUAGUGACUGGUGUCUGGGUAAAACACGACGGCGGACAGGAGGGAGGUGAGACGGAAAGCAAGAUCCCCAUCCCCCGCAGGGGGCAAGGAGGUGCCGGAGACCCCGACAUCUGGGGGCAGAGACAUCUCGGGCUGUAGUAGUAUUCUCUGAGAUAUGAUUCUAUUGCAAGGACUCCUUUUGCAUGGGAAAUGGAGCUUUUCAAAGUCUUGAUUGUCACCCAAAACCAGGAUGUGUCCCAACUGGAAAUGAUGGAAGAGUUGCACAGCCUGGACCCUCGGCGCCAGGAAUUGUUGGAAGCAAGAUUUACAGGAGCCGGGGUUGCAAAGGGACAACUGAACAGUGAGUCUUCUAACCAAAGCCUAUGUAGCCUGGGUUCUCUCAGUGACAAAGAACUUGAGCAGACUCCAGAAAAAAAACAGAAUGAUCAGAGGAACCGCAAGAGGAAAGCAGAACCAUACGAAACAAGUCAAGGGAAGAACACUCCUAGAGGACAUAAAAUUAGUGAUUAUUUUGAGUUUGCUGGGGGAAGUGGCCCGGGGACAAGUCCUGGUAGAAGCGUUCCACCAGUUGCCAGAUCCUCACCGCAACAUUCCUUAUCAAACCCAUUACCUUUACCGAGUCAACAAAAUAGCCCUCCUUCCUCCACACCAGUGAGCCUAGAGCAUUCCUGCAUCCCUAUCAAACAGAUUCCCGUCCAGCACAGACAAACGCAGUCAGACCUCACAAUGGAUAAAAUAUCUGCGCUAGAAAACAGCAAAAACUCUGACUUAGAAAAAAAGGAGGGAAGGAUAGAUGAUUUAUUAAGGGUAAAUUGCGACCUCCGGCGGCAAAUGGACGAGCAAAAGAAAAUGCUGGAAAAGUACAAGGAACGGUUAAAUCGAUGUGUAACGAUGAGCAAGAAGCUACUUAUAGAGAAGUCCAAACAGGAGAAGAUGGCUUGUAGAGAUAAAAGUAUGCAGGAUCGUCUACGGCUCGGCCACUUCACUACUGUUCGUCAUGGAGCCUCUUUCACUGAGCAGUGGACUGAUGGAUAUGCAUUUCAGAACCUCAUCAAGCAACAGGAACGAAUAAAUUCCCAAAGGGAAGAGAUUGAACGACAACGAAAGUUACUGGCCAAACGGAAGCCUCCAGCUAUGGGGCAGGCUCCACCAGCUAACAAUGAGCAAAAACAGCGUAAAAACAAGACCAAUGGUGCAGAGAAUGAAACGCUGACCCUAGCAGAGUAUCAUGAACAGGAGGAGAUAUUCAAACUUCGAUUAGGUCACCUUAAAAAAGAAGAGGCAGAGAUACAGGCAGAAUUGGAAAGACUCGAAAGAGUAAGGAAUUUGCACAUUAGGGAAUUAAAAAGAAUACAUAAUGAAGAUAACUCACAAUUUAAAGACCAUCCAACGCUAAAUGACCGAUAUCUAUUGCUUCACCUGUUGGGUAGAGGUGGCUUCAGUGAAGUGUAUAAGGCAUUUGAUUUAACAGAGCAAAGAUAUGUAGCUGUGAAAAUCCAUCAGUUAAAUAAAAACUGGAGGGAUGAAAAGAAAGAAAACUACCAUAAACAUGCCUGCAGGGAGUAUCGUAUACACAAGGAGCUGGAUCACCCUAGAAUAGUCAAACUGUAUGACUAUUUCUCUCUUGACACAGACUCGUUUUGCACAGUGCUAGAGUAUUGUGAGGGCAACGAUCUUGACUUCUACUUGAAGCAACACAAGCUUAUGUCAGAGAAGGAAGCUCGCUCCAUCAUCAUGCAGAUUGUAAAUGCCCUUAAGUACUUGAAUGAGAUCAAGCCACCAAUCAUUCACUAUGACCUGAAGCCAGGUAAUAUACUUUUGGUUAACGGUACAGCCUGUGGAGAGAUAAAAAUCACAGAUUUUGGACUCUCUAAGAUAAUGGAUGAUGACAGCUAUAAUUCUGUGGAUGGUAUGGAGCUCACAUCACAAGGAGCCGGAACCUACUGGUAUCUGCCUCCUGAGUGUUUCGUUGUUGGCAAAGAACCUCCAAAAAUCUCCAACAAAGUGGAUGUGUGGUCUGUGGGAGUAAUAUUUUAUCAGUGUCUCUACGGGCGAAAGCCAUUUGGUCACAACCAGUCCCAGCAAGACAUAUUACAAGAGAACACCAUUUUGAAAGCUACAGAAGUACAAUUUCCACCUAAGCCAGUUGUGACUCCAGAAGCCAAGGCUUUUAUUCGCCGUUGCCUUGCUUAUAGGAAGGAAGAUCGGAUAGAUGUCCACCAGCUGGCAUCUGACCCCUAUUUACUGCCGCACAUCCGUAAAUCCGUGUCCACCAGUAGUCCAGCUACUGCUGCAAUAGCAUCAACGUCUGGUUCCUCAAACAACAGCUUGUCAAACUGAAAAUGCAAGAAUGAGACAGUAGAUACACCUCACCAUUGCACAGAGUGGUAAUGCCAGCAGAGCAGUUACAGUAUGUGGCUCCCCUGGAAUAUUUCUCUUCCAUUUGGCGGAGAGUAGCAAGAGCUCCAUGGAACAUUUCAAUUUCUGUUUUGUGUGAGUCACAAAGUGCUGAAUUGGAAAUGGAGUCUUGCAAAGGAUCUGCGCCCCUGUUGGGUGAAAGUCUAAACAUGUUUUUGGGAAGGACCUGUAAAAAUGACAAGUCAUAGACUUGGCUUUAUAACUUGAACAUGAUUUCCCCCUCCCCUCCUUCCCACACCACAGACUUCUGAGAACUGCAGAACUGACAAACUUUGCAAACAUGGAAAUUACGUUUUUUCUGAGCGUAUUUUCAGGAGUGGGAACCUAGUAGACUGGACUUGGCCCUUUGUUGAUAUUUAAACCCUUUCUGUUUUCCCUUUCAUUCAUUUUAUUAAACAGUCAAGAAAGAAUUCCAGAACAGUUAACACAAUAUACCAGGUCAUCUUUCCCUUCAUACACAAUAAAUAAGAAGCAACAAAGCUCUUCCCAGGAUUGAUAACAUUUUGUUUCCUUCACCUAAACACUGGAGACAUCCAUUUUCUGGUUCAAACAAGAAUAUUCAGCCUGUUUCUAUAUUAGGCAAUCGUGGCCUCAUUCGAUAAUUGCUUCUUAAUUAAUGGGCUGAAUAUUGGUUCAUAUGAGAGAAUAGAUUUCUCCACUGUCUGAAGGGGAAUAGACCCAUUUUAAAGGGUAAACCUGGCUGAUAAGAGCAUAGUUUUUAUUAAAGUGAAAUCCAUAUUACAUGGGAUAAUAGAAUAUCUGAUUUUUUCCUGUAAUUUACAGAUAACUACUUUUUCAGGCAGUCUUCACGUAAAUGCCUUUUGUAUCUUAAGAUUUUAUGAAGGUUGAUUGGUUCAGUGAGGUUAUUUUAAUGAUAAAAAUGGAGAUAAGGGCUAGAGAAGGGAGUAGGAAGUCACCUGUUAAACAUUCAGUCUAUUUCACAUUAGUUUAUGUAAUAUCUCCUGCUUUCAGCAGUUGAUCAGUAACUUGUUAAUCUACGUACUGCUACCUUCAGUCCUAUAUAACACUCAGCUGGCCAGUGGCUUCAGUUCAGUAGCAUCUGAAACACUGAGGGAAGCUUCUCCCUGCAUUAUACCAUACUUUACAAACAUGAACUUUACUCUUAUCAAUUUACCUAUGGUGUAAGCUGAAAACAUGUUUCAAACACGUUGCAAUUGGUGAAUCUUGUCACAUUUCUGUUUUAUGCCUCUGUAGAAGGCCUGUUUUAGCAUUAAUGCUGUUGGCAUUCACAGUGUCUCAUUUUCACUUUGAUCAUGAAUCAUAAUUUUGUCUCUCGGCAGCCAACAUAUAGAUGCCUUGGUAACAACUAAUCUAUUGGAAGUCAAUGCAAUGAUUAUUUGAUUUGCACAGUUUCCUUUCAGGCCCUGCAGACCACACAGGAGGUAGGUUGUCAUGCAUUGCAAAUUGCUUGUGAAUCACAAAAACAUUCGUUAAAUUUCCACCUAUUUUUCACAAAGAUAAUGUCCCAAUAUAAAGACUUCACACAAAUUUUGUUAAAAAAAAGUCUUCAGUUUACUUUUGUAAGCAGAAAUGGCUCACAUUUUGUGUUUUAUUUGGGUUUUUUUUUUUUUUUUUUCUUAAGAAAUAAUUCCAGUGAGAUUCUGGUUUAACAUACAACAGUCUGUUUUUCCUCUUGUUGGAGGGGCCAAUUCAAAAGGUGUGUGCACCCCCUGCUGGCCAUCUAUAGUAAUGGGUGUCUAUCGAAGUUAUUCAAUUAGUAUUUUAUGUGGCUGAUAGCUCCAGGUUUAGCAAAGCAGCUAAACUCGUCUAAAGUCCUGCUUUGGGCGUACAAACUACUGUUUCAAUGGCCAAACUGUCACAUGUGCACACAUUUUUUUUUCUAGCUCCUGAGGAGGCUGCAAGAAAAAAUGUGCUCUCCGUGGCUAAUGGGCACCCGAAUGGCAGAACAAUGGCCAUCGGGCGCCAUUUAGUAGUGGCCACGAUAAAACCAAUUGAAUCCACCCCAGUAAGCACUCGUAAUUUUUUAAUUCCAGUAAAUGCCCUACUGCCUGCAAAGACGCGAUCACUUUUUCUUUUUUUUUAAUUAUUAUUUAUACAUGCUUUCCUGCAUUCUCUCACUCAAUACCUGUACUGUUCCAACUUUCAUCUUCUGCCGUAUCUAUAUGUGACUAGACUGAUGUUAUUUGACCUGGUAAAAGGACACGGUUGUGCUCUGUAUACAAUUUUUGCAAUACAGGCAGCACUAAAGUAGAUAAAGACAUUGAAGAAGAAAUCUAGGAAAACACAGCAAUUUAGUGUGCACAUGAAGCUAGUAAAUUGGGGUACUACCUCUAGUGUGGUCUAACGUUUUACUUGAUCAAAAGUUUUUUCCCUCUUGAAAAUUAAACCCAUGUCACAAAACAGCCAGAAUAUCAUUCAUUCACAGGAAACAUUCAGUAACUGUAUACCUGCUGUUCUCCAAUCUUCCUAACCUGCCUUUAGUUUCUGUUAAUAUGGGUUUCACUUUACUCUAGGAAUAAUAAGUAUAAUAAAACUGUUUGUUUUUUUGUUUUGUUUUUGUUCAUUUUGACUGGACAAAAUGUGUAUUAAUUCAUAACAGUCUAGGAUGAAACAUCCACGAAUUAACAAAAAAAAUACAGAGAAUAAAAUACAUUUGGAAGUUUAA
This is a messenger RNA of Pseudophryne corroboree (corroboree frog), 5506 nucleotides long. RefSeq names its product tousled like kinase 2 (gene TLK2). Gene Ontology annotation, molecular function: ATP binding; protein serine/threonine kinase activity. Gene Ontology annotation, biological process: peptidyl-serine phosphorylation; intracellular signal transduction; chromosome segregation. NCBI's taxonomy places the organism in Eukaryota, Metazoa, Chordata, Amphibia, Anura, Myobatrachidae. The coding region runs from base 631 to 2781 and encodes 716 amino acids. Gene Ontology annotation, cellular component: nucleus; perinuclear region of cytoplasm. The transcript has 22 exons. The record is from RefSeq and is a predicted model, not a curated record.